UGUGCACAAGCGUCCGCAAAGCCGCUGGCUGCUCCUCUCCAGGCGCGCAGUAUCAUCCACAAACUUUGACGAGCUGUAAGCUUCACCAAGGCAACAAAAACAAGCCGGGCUGAGUGAUAACUGGGAGGACACGCUUUUAAAACAUAUAUACACAGGGUAUCUCAAAGGGAGCGCCCGCUAAUUCGGGUUGAUAAAAGUUAUCCACUUUUUUCCCAGCUGAACACACAGGUAUAAAAAUGGAAAGCAUUCCGGUUGAAAUUUUCAAAGAAGACAAUAAGUGCCUCUCUACGCUUCCGGAGGACUGUCCAGUCAAUUCCUCAGCCUGGGUGUCCGGAUACUCAGAGAGCCGCAACGUGACCCACGAUGAGAGCUGGGAGCAGGAGAGCAUGUCUCCCAUCAUCCCCAUCAUCACUGCAGUCUACUCAGUGGUGUUUGUGGUCGGCUUGUUGGGCAACUGCCUCGUCAUGUAUGUCAUCGUUAGGUACACAAAGAUGAAGACAGCCACCAACAUUUACAUUUUCAACCUAGCGCUCGCUGAUGCCCUCGUCACCACCACGAUGCCCUUCCAGAGCACCGACUACCUGCUGAAUACCUGGCCCUUUGGUGAGGUGGUUUGCAAGGUCUUCAUCUCCAUCGACUACUACAACAUGUUCACCAGUAUCUUCACUCUCACCAUGAUGAGUGUGGAUCGCUACGUGGCUGUGUGUCACCCGGUGAAAGCCCUGGACUUCCGCACUCCGAUCAAAGCCAAGAUGAUCAAUGUGUGCAUCUGGAUCUUGUCCUCAGCCGCAGGGAUACCUGCUUUUAUUCUGGGUGGCACCCAGACAAACAGCGGCAUAACCGAGUGUGCCUUACAGUUCCCUGAGCCAUACGUGUACUGGGACACACUGAUGAAAGUAUGCGUGUUUGUCUUCGCCUUCGUCGUGCCUGUGCUCAUCAUCACCGUGUGCUACUCCCUGAUGGUCCUGAGGCUGAAGAGCGUCCGAAUGUUGUCCGGCUCGCGGGAGAAGGAUCGCAACCUGCGCCGCAUCACCAGACUCGUGGUGGUUGUGGUGGCCGUGUUCGUGGUGUGCUGGACGCCCAUUCACAUCUUCAUCCUGGUCAAGGCCCUCGUGAGCGUGCCGGAAACCACCGCCAUCAUGGCCGCCUACUUCUUCUGCGUGGCUCUGGGCUACACCAACAGCAGCCUCAACCCUGUCCUCUACGCCUUUCUGGAUGAGAAUUUCAAGAGGUGCUUCAAGGAUUUCUGCCUCUCGGCCAAACUGAGAGGAGAGAAGGUGUCAGGGAGCAAAAAGACCCCCAGCAACGUGCGAGAGGCGGCUGUUCCCCUGGAGAACCCAGACGGGACGAGUAAACCGACAUGACUAGCAGUGGAACUGUCUUCAAUUUCCCACAUUGGAAAAGAAGACUCUCAUGACCUGUGCUUAACCCACAUCACAACAGCAAUGUAGACUGUAAUCUUGACUCUAUGGUGAAGGUUGACUGGAUUUAUUUUCCUGUCUCUUGAUGUUUAAGCAGUGCCAACGAUGAUAUGAUUUCACUUCAGAGGUCAAAUCAUGAAUUGUAUUCCAUCUUUUCAUAAAUCCACACAGAAUCAAAAACAUCAAUGUCCUCUGCAUAACAACAACUUCCUCCUCCUCCCCUCUGCUUUGACUUUUGCCCCUUUGAUAAAUGAAUUUCCUCAUGGCAGUUGUGAUAAAGAUUGUAUAUUUAUUAUUUCAACUUGAAGGUGGAUGUGACCGUUUUGUGGAAGCAGGAAAAGAAAAAACAAAUGUGACUAAGACUCUUCUUUAACAUUAUCUAUUUUCAUGUUAAUCCUAUAAGAAAGGGUUAAUGCUGCUCAUUAAGUAUAGCGCUGCAUCGAUAAGUUGAUUAAUUGAUCAGUCAAUGGACAAUAAAUUAAUGUACAACUAUUUUGAUAAUCAAAAAUCAUUUAGGUCUAUUUUUUUAAGCAGAAAUGCCAAACAUUUGGUGGUUCCAGCUCCUCAAAUGUGUGGAUUUGAUACUUUUCUAAAUCAUACCUGAUCGUAAACUGAAUAUCUUUGGGUCUUGGACUGUUGCUCAGACAAAAACAAGGACAUCUGAAGAUGUUAUUGUGGACUGUGGGAAAUUGUAGCAGGCAUUUUUCACUAUAUUUUGAUGUUUUAAUGAGAAAACAAUGAAUCAAAGAAAAUAAUCAGCAGAUUAAUCAAUGAUAACAAAAAUAACUUUUACUUGCGGCCCUAGGUAUUAAAGAUAUCACUAAAAAAUUGCACAUCACAAACAUAUUGCAUCAGACAUCAUCAGAAAAUGAGACCAUUUCUCAGGAGGGUUGCUUAUUAUUUGAUGGCAAAAUUAGCAAGGUGUUAAUGGAAAUAGUAACAUUGAGGGGUCAAGUUUUGCAACUUCUUGCUUCUGUGUGUUUAUGAUGUGUUUCCUUUUAGCUGCAGUUUCUCUACGCCUCUCUCCUUUCCCCAUCAUUUCCUCCUACAAUUUAUCAAUUGCCAAAUGUGCCUUUAACAGUCCAGGAUAACACGUUUGUAGCAGCAGAAAAUGAUUAACUGAAAGGGGUCAAACAGCGCUUCAUGUAUAAAAUGGUUUUUUUUGGUUUUUUUUUGUUUGUUUUUUUAUACAUCUCAGUGCUAGUUCUACGAAUCACUGACAGUAGAUGUGCCAAAAACCUUUUCACCUCUGUGAAGAGUUUGGAUUGUGCUGAUGGACUGACUCAUGUUUGACUUUGAAAUGACUGAAAGGAAAAAAAGCAACGCUCAGUUGCAUCAAAGCAAGUUUAUCAAUGAGGAAAGUUAAAGGGUAAAUCCUGGAUGUGCAAUGUGCAUUUAAAAUUUGACAGAGGGCUCUCUAUCAGCUUUGAAUCUGGAGUUGUGUCCAGAUCGAUAAGUUGUUAAAUUUAUGGUAUAUAAUUCAAACACAUGUGCUGUGUACGGCUUUUACCAUGAUACACAUAGUCCUAUGUGAAAUACUCAUGCUAUUAUUGUAGAGAAAUAUUCUAUCUGAAACCAUGAAUAGCUGUCUUAAGAAGUUGUGCACAUGGUUUAAUACCAAUACCUUAUUUUGUAUAGAUUACAAAAAAGAAAAUCUUUGCACAGACAUCGUUGAAACAUACUGUAUUUGUAGCAUGUCCGUGAUCAUUGCUAUGAUAGUAAAUGCAACAUCAGCACCCUAUAUGCUCGAUGGACUGUGCUGUUAUUUUGAAUGUACUGAAAAUAGACUGUAUUAUAUAAUGAUUAAUCAUGGUAUAAACUCAUCUGUCUCAUUAGAAAAGAACUUCAGCUUAUAUUUAGGAAACCCAUUUCCAUAAACACUUUCAGUUUCACUGUUGUGUCGCUAAACCAGAGCAUUGUGGGUUUGAGAUAAACCUUUCUUUUUUUUUUAACUUAAUAAAUCUCUAGCUACAACAUGUGUACUGGCAUAAAAAUAGAUAUAGCACAGAGGUUCUGUUACUUGACAAAAAAUAAAAGACAUUACUCUAAGAAACUUCACUGUGACCAGGACGUCAUUAUUAUCUUUAUUAUCAUUAUUUUCAGUCUCUGUGUUGACUGGUUAAACCUGCUACUGUAUAUUGGCUUUGUCUGCUGUGAACUGAGCAGGAGAUGUAUUGAUCAAAACAUCCUGUCUGUCAAGUGCUUAAUAUUAAAGCCAGUUUAACAAAU
Molecule: messenger RNA, 3650 nt
Organism: Seriola aureovittata
Lineage: Eukaryota; Metazoa; Chordata; Actinopteri; Carangiformes; Carangidae
Product: delta-type opioid receptor-like
Exons: 4
Coding region: 237-1364 (375 amino acids)
Biological process (GO): neuropeptide signaling pathway; G protein-coupled opioid receptor signaling pathway; sensory perception of pain
Cellular component (GO): membrane; neuron projection
Molecular function (GO): dynorphin receptor activity; neuropeptide binding
Source: RefSeq, a predicted model, not a curated record